Chara braunii is the source of this 1379-nucleotide messenger RNA. NCBI's taxonomy places the organism in Eukaryota, Viridiplantae, Streptophyta, Charophyceae, Charales, Characeae. The record is from the annotation of a GenBank genome assembly.
CUAUAACGCCUGCAUCGCUUCUAGGCUUUGCAGACCUGCGAAGGUAUUCUGCGAGUUUAACGUUGUGCAAUGGAUGGAGGCCUACGACACGGAGCAAUGUCCAUGCAGGUCUCGACUCGGACAUGCGCAGCAAUGCUUCGAUCGAACCGCUCCAAAGCGAGGGUUGUAAUCACGUUGGUCUCGUCGAUCACGGACAACCCACAUCUCCAGGGCAUCAUCAACUCUGGACUGAACCAUAUCCCAUGCAUGACCCUGGACGUGGACGAGGCGGARAACGAGGUGGGCGGAUUUCUGGACAGACUCAUGGCGAUGGUACUGGAACUACGCGAGCUCACAGCGUCCACCCAGUCAUUUCUACGGAGGAUAAUCUUGAAGAAGGCGAGAGCGAGGAUGACGAAAUACAGGGAGCAGCACAGGCACGUGACCGCGGACCCAUUCGAGCAUCCAGCCGUCAAGCGGGAACUGGUGUUCCUCACCGGAAGCUUCCUCAUUUGUCCGACGGAUAAAGCCCCGAAUGCUCCGGCCUUUGUAUGCAAGAACUUCAUACGGAAGCUCGCCUUUCAGAGGUUGUCUGGACCUGAGUUCGCGAGCAUCGUCGCCCCCCUUGCAGCAGUCAUCUCACGAAUACAGUGCGAGCUUUCAGCUAUGCCCACGCUGCCGACUGCACCAGCGACACUCCCGUACCUGAUGACGGUGUUCAAGGCGCAUAAGGGUAUAUUCCGCUGGAUCAUGAACACAGCCAAGACGGUUGUUUCCCCGGAAGCAGACCUUUGCGCUUGUCUGCUUCGGUUUCUCCUCCCCCUGGUGCAAACGUUCUGUCAGAAGAAAAGAUGGGAGUUGGCGGAACGAUAUGGGGUGAAGGCGAACCUAUGGUGGUCAGUAACCUCAGUGGGAGAGUUUUGUGUGAACCUGUCAGAGAAGAUCUAUUCCAUCUUUACGGUGGACAUCACUAGAUGCUUUGAGACGAUUCCCACAGACAGCUCGGAGGAUAGCCUACGGGUAUUGGUGAGAUUCUACGUGAAGAGUACGAUGCAGGUGCGAAGAGAGAGGAGCUCGAGCCAUGCCAAUCGAAUCAAGGUAGGGGCGGAUGGCAAGUUGUGGCCAUCGUGGGUGGAUGGCGAUCAGGCGAAGGGUAUGGGGUCUAUGUUGUUCAGGGAGGAGGAUGUCUGCUGGCUCACGGAGUGGUGCAUCGCCAACAGCGUGUUACGCAUGGGGGAGUAUCAUGUGUGGAGGAAGGUCAGGGGCUUCCCCAUGGGCUUGGCCUGCUACCCGAUCUCGUGCGAUAUCUAUUUUUUUACUAGGUAGCAUGGGUUAUCUGGCUGGAUAAUCUGGUCGGAUUAUCUGGCCGGAUGAUCGGGGGGUAGGAUCAUCUGGAAAUC